Cuscuta campestris is the source of this 805-nucleotide messenger RNA. NCBI's taxonomy places the organism in Eukaryota, Viridiplantae, Streptophyta, Magnoliopsida, Solanales, Convolvulaceae. The record is from the annotation of a GenBank genome assembly.
GAUAAGUUGGAACGAUGACGCCUUACCCUUGAGACCAAAGGAUUCAGAAUAAGUAGGAACAAGACUAAAUACAUGGAAUGUUGUUUCAGUGGUCGGAAAACGGAAUCAGAAGUGGAAGUUAGAAUUGACUCUCACUUAGUGCCUGAGGUAGACAAGUUUCAGUAUCUUGGCUCGGUAAUUCAGGCUGAUGGGGAGUUAGACGGGGAUGUUGGACAUCGUGUUGGAGUGGCUUGGGCCAAAUGGCGAUUGGCUUCAGGGGUGUUGUGUGAUCCGAAGAUUUCGCCCAAGAUGAAAGGUAAGUUCUACCAGUUCGUAGUCAGACCCGCUAUGUUAUAUGGGGCAGAGUGUUGUGCAGCUAAGAAGACUCAUGUGCGUCGUCUGCAUGCGGCGGAGAUGCGGAUGUUACGAUGGAUGUGUGGGAAGACAAGGUUGGAUAGGAUUUCGAACGAAGUUAUCCGACGUCAGGUAGGCAUGUCGCCGGUGGAAGUUAAGCUGCGGGAAGCGAGGUUGAGAUGGUUUGGUCAUGUGAGAUGGCGGAAUGCUAACGCCCCUAUACGGAGAUGCGAGAGGAUUACGGUCGUCAGGGGAAGUAGGGGAAGGGGUAGACCUAGGAAGAAUUGGAAGAAUGUGAUUAGACAGGAUUUAGGACUUCUCACCCUGACUGAGGAUAUGACUUUAGAUAGGAACCUUUGGAGAACUAGGAUUAGAGUAGCUGGAUAGGGGCCCGGUGUCUCAGAGGUUUUUGUAGUGUGUUUUGUUUGGUUGGAAUCUUUUGUUAUUGCUUGCAGGACUUUCAUUCCAUUGU